This is a messenger RNA of Triplophysa rosa, 1763 nucleotides long. Its product is annotated as galectin-4-like. Gene Ontology annotation, molecular function: galactoside binding; carbohydrate binding. Lineage: Eukaryota; Metazoa; Chordata; Actinopteri; Cypriniformes; Nemacheilidae. Gene Ontology annotation, biological process: negative regulation of type II interferon production; positive regulation of gene expression; negative regulation of CD4-positive, alpha-beta T cell proliferation. The transcript has 8 exons. Gene Ontology annotation, cellular component: cytosol; nucleus. Bases 153 to 1001 code for a protein of 282 amino acids. The record is from RefSeq and is a predicted model, not a curated record.
CUGCAUAGCCCACAGUUCAGUUAAGCAACAACUGCUACCCAACGGAAGUUUACUAAUACAGGUUAUAUUUCAAGGCUGAUGUAUAGUCACUCCUGACAAACACACUGCAGACAGUCAUCCUUAAACACAAGCUGAAGAGAACCGUUAGCACGAUGUUCCAGCCAGUUUUCAAUCCGCGUAAACCUUAUGAGGUCCAGGGGGGAUUAUUGGAAGGAAUGAUUAUUACUGUAUGUGGACGAGUUUGGGCAGAUUCCGAAAGAUUUCAGGUGGACCUCCAGCACUGUUCUGAUAUCGUUCUGCAUGUUAACCCACGCUAUGAGAAUGGUCAUGAUUAUGUAGUGCACAACACCUUCACGAACGGUCACUGGGACCCAAAUUAUGAACAAGACUAUGAGUGUCCCUUCCCACGAGGCCAAUCCUUCGCUCUUCAGAUCCUUGUCACCAAGGAGACAUACAAGAUAAGUGCCAAUGGGAAACCCUUCUCGGAGUACAAACACCGCGUUUUGUUCUCUCGCGUGGACAGCAUCAGUGUGAGUGGAAUGGUGGAUGUAAAUUUAGUUCUCGUUCAGUAUCUUGAGCCUCUGUAUGCUCCAAUUCCAGGAACGUUCAGGGUCCCGUACAAAAGCAUCAUCUAUGGUGGACUGUAUGCUGGCAAAACCAUUCUCAUCCAAGGACUUGUCUAUCUGCAUGCACAAAGUUUAGAAGUUAAUCUGCGGCACAAAACUGGAGUUGCGUUCAACUACUGUUGUCAUUUAGACAAGAAUGUUGUUGUGCUGAACAACUAUGAGAAUGGAGAGUGGGGCAAACCAGAAAAAUAUAUAGACAUGCCAUUUACAAGAGGACAACCUUUUCAGAUGACUAUUUGUUGCAAGGAGAAUCAUUACAGCGUGUUUGCCAGUGACAAACAAGUUCACACUUACACUCAUCAAUACACUGAACUACAAGACAUUGAUGUUUUGGAGAUCAGUGGUGAUGUGCAGUUGAACUUUGUGCAGCCCUAGAGAGGAUUCCUCCAGGAGAAAUGCAUUUUCUGAAAUCAUGUCUUUAUAUCAUUACAGCGAUUAUUAAUCAUUUCAUUUGGUUUUGCUUGCUUGCAUGUUAAGUGUUGAGUAAAAUAAGAAAAAUGCAACCUUGUAUGUAUUCUCCCAAAUAUAACCUCCCGUAGCUCCGGCUAAGGAAUACUAUAUACUAUGUUUACUGCAUGAAAAUAUUUACCCAAACCUGUUAUAACCUUUUGAGUAGAAAUGCAUGUUUAAGUAUUAUUACAUUGAAUAUGAACCUUUUCUUUUAAGAAAAUAAAACACGGAAUGUUACUGUUGUAGUAAUGUUUUAUUAUGCUAGAGUAGAAAGGAGAAAUAAUGUAUUAGCAAGAAUGGCAUCUGGUACCCGAGAGAGCAGCAUUGCAUUCCAUCAGAUAAGGGGUUGUCUCUUGCAGGCCAAGCAAAGGAGAAAGCAGCGUCGAAGAAUCCGAAGACGAUUAAUAAAGAAGAAGGUGGCAUUAUAUAGACAAAUGAUAAAGGCAUUUACCAAUCGCACGAUGACAUCAGAAGAGUGGGGGCUUGAGAAACUGUCUAUAAAAGACUGAGAUGAUUUCAUCAGAUGCUGAUGCUUCGGAACAGUCUCCGGUGCUAGAUGCCUACUGGGUUGCCUUGAGCAUUAGAUUGAUAUUUGCAGACUUGAGGCUUUUCUUUUAUUUGUUACAAGUAUAUUGAUUGUAACCUUGACAAUUGUUAUUAAUAAAACCUAUCAUUAUAAAACUACAA